AUGGCACCCGGUAGUUUUACCCUCGAUCAGAACUAUGAACUACAGAAAAAUGAACUGGAGGCAAUCAAGUGUAUAUACAUGGAUGAUUUCACUGACAAAACAGUUCAAAAGUCUUCUUGGGACAAGCAUCCGUUGAUACAAUUUGAAAUCUCGCUAAGAUCAACAGACCAAGAGCCUGCAGAAUCUUCAUUGACUCUUGAUGUCACUUUGCCUGCUAAGUACCCGCAAGAACCACCAGUUAUCAGUUUCAAAAAUAUACAAAAUGUUUUGGGAAGCUACCUUGCUUCUAUCAAAGCCGAAAUCAACGAGAUCCACAAACGUUCAAAAGGGCGUGAGGAAAUCAUCUUUGAAAUCACCUCAUUAGUCCAAGAAAAACUAGAUGAAGCUCAAAGCUCUGCGAACACGCAGUCAUUAGAGGACGAGCGACUUCAAAGGAUUGAGGAUGAGAAAAAAAAGCUGGAAGAGGAAGAAAGUAAACGGAAAGAGGACGUCAAGGUCGAGCGACUAAAAGAACAAAAGCUUAUUGAUGAAAUUGUUCGCAAGGAAAUGGAAAAAAGGCAGGAUGACGAUUUGAGCUUUAAACCCGAUAGCACGAUAGAUUUUAACCCACCCAUCGACUGGAUAACAUCGGGGGAAGCGUACGUUUUUCCAAAAAUGAUUCGUGCCAAGCUCCCAAACAAUUCUUUUUACAAGUUCAAAGCUGUAGUAAAUCCUCAGCAAAUCAAACUGAGCAAUGAUCUUCUAGGGUUUUCAAAGCAAUUCCUCGUAAAGCCAUAUAUUCCUCCAGAGUCGCCUCUAGCAAACACCCUGGCAUCCUCUGAUAUUAUGGACAAUUUCUUUUACCUACUGACUAUUGUGACUCUAGAUAACCCUUACUUCAACACAAACAAUGGUAAAAAGGAUAUUUCGAAUCUCGAAAAAGAGCUGGACUCCUUGCUUCAUGUUAGGCAUGAUAAUAUCAACAGGCUUUAUGCUUUUGCUGUUGAACGUACAGGCAGAAGUAAUUCCUCAUACGCCUGGAAGAUAAGAAUUUUAAAUGAAUACUCUCCUCUCUCCCUUGUUGGCGAUGUUGUCGACUCGGUGGGCUACGUAAACAUAGCCACCGCUCGGGGUUGGGUGUUAAGACUUAUAGAAGGCCUGGAAAGUCUGCAUAAGCAAGGUGUGGUUCACAAAAGCGUUAAUUUACAGACUGUCACGCUCGCAAAGGAUGCAGAUUUUGGCACCACUAUUCCGAAGCUCCUUCAUUCUGGAUAUGGCUAUACAAUCUUGAACCUGAUUUCCGCUCACCCAAGUAAAACAGGCCCCAAAAUUGAGAUGAUAGAACAGCCAUGGGUAGCUCCUGAGCUGAUUCGGUUCAAUAACAGCAAACCGCAAAGAAAAACUGAUGUUUGGGAACUUGGUGUGCUGUUUGUACAGACUAUCAAUGGUGCCGAUACAGUUGUAAAAUUUCCCACCCCGCAGGAAUUUUUGAGUAAUGUACCAAUGGAUGAAAGUCUAUUUGAUUUCCUGCAGAAGCUUUUGGAGCCAGAUCUGAAAAAGAGGUUCGGACCACUAGAACUUUUGCCAAUGAAGUUUUUGAGAACAAAUUUAGAUCCCACUAUUAAUAAAAAUUUGUUCCCAGAUUCCACUUCUAUAUCUGCAAUGAAUUCUAGUGCUGCGCUCGCAUCUGGCCCGGAGCCAAGAUCCAGCAUGUCUCUUUCAACAACUUCAGGAGAUAUUAGAAGGCGCAGUUUUAACGUCAGCUCGAGAUAUUCUUCAACAAACCCAUCGAGUAAUUCAAGAUAUGCAACAGAUUUUGAAGAAAUUGCAGUGCUAGGGAAGGGGGCUUUCGGACAAGUCGUUAAGGCAAGGAAUGCCUUGGAUAGUCGCUACUAUGCUGUUAAAAAGAUAAGGCAUUCAGAAGAAAAAUUGUCGUCCAUUUUGAGUGAAGUCAUGCUUCUGGCAAGUUUGAAUCAUCAAUACGUUGUACGUUACUACGCGGCAUGGCUGGAAGAGGAUACUCAAGAGCAAGCAAUUGCUAGUUCAGAUUCGGAAGAAACAGACUCGAUAGAAACAUCAGAAAUAGAGGAUUACACGGAAUCUAGCACAUUCAACAGCACUGGGCAAGCUUUUAACAAUGGUUGGGACUUCAUAUCUAAUUCUCUUCAGGCUUCUAACUAUCCAGAAAUCGUUUUUGCUAACAGUUCUUCGGAGAAUGAAGAGGAAAAAGAAAAAGAAUAUGAAAGCGAAGACUUUGAAAGUAGCGAAGGCGGAUCUUGUGCUAGGACUUCGGCGGAUUUUUCUCUAGACGAGCAGAAAAGGAGUGAUGGUAAAGGCCAUCAAGGCCAGCAAACAAGGCGGAAAGGAGUAUUUUCUGCCGGCGCAUGUACGGGCACUCACGACAUGAGACAAGGGGCCAAGCAUGAUAGCGGAAAGGAUGACAAAGUUGCGCCUCGUUAUGCGGGCAAAGAGACUCAGGCGGAGAGAAGGUUUUCUAGACGUGGAGGAAAAAGCACACUUUUCAUUCAAAUGGAAUAUUGCGAGAACAGAACACUUUUCGACCUCAUUCAUAAUGAAAACUUGAGCGCUCAAAGGGAAGAGUAUUGGAAGCUUUUCCGCGAAAUCUUGGACGCGUUAAGUUAUAUCCACUCGCAGGGGAUUAUCCACAGAGAUCUCAAACCGAUGAAUAUAUUUAUAGAUGAGUCGAGAAAUAUCAAAAUUGGAGAUUUCGGACUUGCAAAGAAUGUCAACAAACCUGUCGACCUUUUACGAAUGGACUCUCAUAUGAGUGCGGCGAGUGCAGAAGAUCUUACUUCGGCGGUCGGAACAGCUCUGUACGUCGCGGUUGAAGUACUAAGUGGGAGCGGAAACUAUAACGAAAAGAUUGACAUGUAUUCAUUGGGCAUCAUUUUCUUUGAAAUGGUCUACUCAUUCAAUACUGGCAUGGAACGAGUUAAUGACAUAAAAAAGUUACGGUCUAGUUCGAUUGAAUUUCCUUCUGAUUUUGAUGACACCAAGUUGGCUGUCGAAAAAAAGAUCAUAAAGCAGCUUCUUGACCACGAUCCUAAAAAGAGACCGGACGCAAAAACACUCCUCCGUAGUGGGCUACUCCCAGUGAAGCAUCAAGAUGAUGUGAUUAAAGAGGCAUUACGAAACCUUGCCGAUCCAUCUUCACCAUGGCAGCAACAAGUCAAAGAGAGCCUUUUUGCUCAACCUUACAGCGUCACCAAUGACAUUUUGUUUGAUAACCAUAAAGUUUUCUCAACGCCUUUCAACCAACUGUUAAAAUCACAAAUGAUGGAAGAGAUCGUAAAAAUCUUCAAGCGACAUGGAGGAAUCGAGAACAAUGAGCCUCCGAUGAUAUUUCCGAAAGCACCUGUUUACUCGACCCAAAAUGUUUACGAAGUUUUGGACAAGGGAGGCUCUGUAUUACAACUACAGUAUGACCUUACAUAUCCUAUGGCGCGGUAUAUCUCUAAAGGCCCUAAUUGUGUUUCUAAGCAAUACCGAGUGCAGUAUGUUUAUCGACCACCUCAACACGCCCAGCCAAGUACUGAGCCGCGGAGAUUUGUGGAAGUUGAUUUUGACAUCAUAACUCCGCCCAAUUCUGAGACACCAUUAUAUGACGCUGAAAGCAUUAAAGUGAUCGACGAAAUUAUUAUCCAACUCCCUAUUUUUGGGAAAACCAACACGAUUUUUGCCGUCAACCAUGCAGAUAUCCUAGAAAGUGUAUUCAAUUUUUGCUCAAUUGAUAAAGCGCAGCGAUCUUUAGUUUCGCAUAUGCUUUCGCAAGUUGGGUUCGCAAAAACUUUCAAAGACGUCAAAAACGAACUAAAGUCAGUGUUGAACAUCUCUUCAACUUCACUCAACGACCUUGAGCUAUUUGACUUUCGCCUUGAUUUCGAAAGUGCUAGGAAGAGAUUGCAGAAGGUCAUGAUGGAUAGUCCUUUUCUGGCUAAGGUUGAAGAGUCCUUGCAGUAUAUUUCCAAAGUUAUCAAUUUUUUGAAGCCAUUGAAGGUUAGUCGUAAUAUUAUCAUUUGCCCUAUAAGCAAUUACAACUGGGGCUUUUACAAGGGUAACAUAAUGUUCCAGGCGAUUUAUGACGACGACAAAUCGAGAAGCCUUAUUGCGGCGGGAGGGCGUUACGACAGUUUGAUAUCCUUAAUUGCUAGGCCUUCUGGAGGUAAAAUAAACAACAUUCAAAGAGCCGUGGGCUUCAACCUGGCUUGGGAGACAAUACUAGCCGUUGCGCAAAACUAUUUUAAGCUAGCAACUGGGAAAAGCACCAAAAAGAGGAGCUCUUUGAUGAAGGAUGUGCCAUUGGAAUGGAAACCUAUGAGGUGUGAAGUGCUAGUUUCAAGCUUUUCGAAAACUAUUCUCAACACUAUAGGCGUCGAAACAUUGAACCAGCUCUGGAAGGCUGGAAUCAGCGCGGAUUUUGUGCACAGCUGCUACACGGUCGACGAUGUUGUUUCGGCGGCUCAAAGAGAUGGCGUCAAUUGGAUUAUUUUGAUCAAACAACAAAAGUACUCGGCCCCAAGUAACAAGAGAAAAUACAAACCCCUCAAAGUAAAGAAGCUUGGAAGUGAGCUUGAUGUUGAUCUCGACUUUGAUGAGUUUUUGGCAAUCUACCAGCAGGAGGCAGAGUCAAAAUUUAUUAGCAGUGAUUUUCCUCAAAUUUUAGAGAGUAAUCCAGUAUCCCCAGAUGAUAAGCGAUGGGAAGACUUCACCAGCACAGAGGAGAGCCAAGACGGUGCUAGUGAUACUUCUGCAAUUGGCAAAACCGCCCAAAAGGUCGUUUAUAUUCCAAACAUGGCAACCAGAGCCAAAAAGUCAAAUAAAAAAGACAAAUGGGUGUACGAAGAUUCGGCAAGAAACGCAUCUCGGGCCAUCAUCUCAAGUUUGUCAACUGCUCCAAUUUUUGCAGUUGAUGCUGUAAGGGAUGAAACUUUGGAGAUUAUAUCAGUCACCUCUUUAGCUCAAAAAGAUGAAUGGCUUAGAAAGAUUUUCGGGGUUGGCAACAAUUCCGCCCCAAGGAGCUUUGCUACGAGCAUCUACAAUAAUUUAGCCAAAGAAGCAUCCAAGGGUGGAAAAUGGGCCAUAGUUCACUGUGAUAAAACGGGGAAAUCAUGCGUGGUAGAUCUCCAGCGCUAA
Molecule: messenger RNA, 5133 nt
Organism: Lachancea thermotolerans CBS 6340
Lineage: Eukaryota; Fungi; Ascomycota; Saccharomycetes; Saccharomycetales; Saccharomycetaceae
Gene: GCN2
Product: serine/threonine-protein kinase GCN2
Exons: 1
Coding region: 1-5133 (1710 amino acids)
Biological process (GO): DNA damage checkpoint signaling; regulation of translational initiation by eIF2 alpha phosphorylation
Cellular component (GO): cytosol
Molecular function (GO): ATP binding; eukaryotic translation initiation factor 2alpha kinase activity; protein binding
Source: RefSeq, a predicted model, not a curated record